Messenger RNA from Adineta steineri, 1575 nucleotides. The record is from the annotation of a GenBank genome assembly. NCBI's taxonomy places the organism in Eukaryota, Metazoa, Rotifera, Eurotatoria, Adinetida, Adinetidae.
AUGUUUCGUCAUGUGACUGUUUACCAUCAGAAUGACUCCAACUUCAGUAUUACUUGUGAUUUACAACAAACAUGUGGUGUUUUGUACCGUACAUUUGCGGCUUACAAGUCUCAUAUUUAUCGUCGACAUUCCGGUGAACUUUAUUCGAUGACGAAAAAUAACAACAAUAAUAACAUCAAUGAUAAUCUCAUCAACAAUCAAGAGCAUAAAAGUACUGGUUCAAGUAUUGAUUUAGAUAUGAUAAAUCCUAAUGUUGAUGAUAAUGAAAAUGACAAUUCAAAUUUUUUAUAUGAUGAACUUGAAUCAGCAUUCGAAAUAGAUGAAUAUCAAACAACAUCAUUACCGUUUGCAUCAUACUUCAAGUCAUUUGAUAAUGAUGAAAAUAAUUCUGGAUCUGUUCUUGAUAUCAAAAGAAGCUAUAUUUCAUUUAUUCUAAAUUUACGUGAACAAAUGCUACUACCAAAGAGUAUUACUAAUAUGAUCUCUAAUUAUAUUAUUAGUUUAAUUGAACAUAUUCAAAUCUUAUCCGAAAAGAAUGGUUGUUUUUCAUAUACAGAUUGUAGUCAAACUUCAGCAACAUCUUUUCAAACACGAACAAAAGUUAUUGAAUGUGAACAGUUGAAGAAUAUAUUGAUUAGUAUAUGUGAAUCAAUCGACUCUAUUAGUAAAAAUGAAUAUCAACUAAUUAAAACUUGUCAAGAACAUUUUGGUUAUACACCUCCAGAAGAAAUUAUUAUAUCAUCUGUAGAUGAAGAUGUAGAACGUGCUUAUUUCAUUCCGUUUGAAAGAUCUUUAUCGUUGAUGUUGCAUUCUAAACCAUUUCUUGUUGAAAUUCUUCGUGAAGUUCAACAACAACGUGUGGCCGCAGAAAUUGAUCAAGAUUUGAUGUACUCAAUUCGCGAUGCAUAUUAUGGCAACAAAUUAGAUGAAGAAACUUUAUUAAUUCAAUUAUAUUUAGAUGAUAUUAGUCUUACUAAUCCUAUCGGACCAAAACGUGAUAAUCACAAAAUGAUAUAUCGUAGAAAUAGUAUGAAACCAGAAAAAUUUUUAGCAUGUGUUAUUUUCAUUUUUGAGGACAAAAUGAAAGCUAAACAAUUUUUGCAACCUAUAAUUGAUAAUUUAAAUCAAUUACAAUUUCAUGGACUUGUUAUCAAGGGUGAUCAUCUGAAAUUCUCGGUUUCAACUCUCAUUGCAGACAAUCUUGCUGCUCACUUGGUUGGGGGAUUCCAAACCUGUUUCAGCAACGGAUACUUCUGCCGUCGUUGCUACAUUAAAUAUGAUGAUAGAAAUUUAACAAUUCCAUUGUCUGAGAUCAAUAGUCGAAUGAUAAACGAUCAUGAUGAUUUAGUACAUGAGCUUCUUCAAAGUCCUGGUAAAGCUCCACUUAAAGGUGUUAUUGGUCCUAGUCUAUUUGAUACUCUUAUUGGUUUUCACCCAACAACUUCUUUACCUUCUGACUGCAUGCAUGAUUUCUUAGAGGGCGUGUGCCCGUUAGUUAUAAUGUGUUUAUUGAAACAAGCUUCGUCAAUGCGUUUGAUCACAUAUGAUCUUUUUUCAAAACUAAAUGAAAAUUAA